AUUUUAUUAAAGAAGAAAGUUGUGAAGUCAAUUUUUUGACCACUCUUUGUACUCUUCUAUAAAGCCGUUAUUUUGCACUGCCUGCAUCUGCAAGACAGAAAACAAAAAAGAAGCAUCAUUAAGCGGAGAGCGAAAGAAAUAGAUAAUGGCGUUUAGUGGUGAAGAAGUGAGCAACAAGCAGGUCUGUUUAAAAGACAACUCGGCUUCCCCUAAAGAAUCGGACAUGUACGUGACCACUGCUUCAAUUAAGCUUAAGGUACCACCUGCAGAGUCUAAUGGAGUUCUUAUCAAGAAUCUCUAUCUCUCUUGUGAUCCCUUCAUGCGACUCUUGAUGACUAAAUUCGACGAUCCAAACGGAACCCGAGGUUUUACUCCCUAUGCUCCUGGCGCUCCACUUAUUGGGUUUGGAGUGGGAAGAGUUGUGGAUUCAAAAAACUCAGAUUUUAAAGAAGGGGACUUAGUCUGGGGACUAACUAAAUGGGAAGAAUACAGUCUCAUCACAGAACCUGAAUCUCUCUUUAAAAUUCAUAAUAUUGAUGUGCCCCUUUCAUAUUAUGCUGGAAUUCUUGGUAUGCCUGGAAUAACUGCUUAUGGUGGUUUUAAUAAGGUUAGUUCUCCAAAGAAAGGAGAUCGCGUUUUCGUUUCAGCAGCGUUAGGUUCAGUUGGUCAAAUUGCUGGGCAAUUUGCAAAAUUGAUGGGUUGUUAUGUUGUUGGGAGCGCUGGAAGUCAAGAAAAGGUGGAUUUACUAAAGAGCAAACUUGGGUUUGAUGAUGCCUUCAAUUAUAAAGAGGAGGAAGACCUGGAUGCUGCUUUGAGAAGAUGCUUCCCUGAAGGGAUAGACAUCUAUUUCGACAAUGUGGGUGGAAAAAUGCUAGAUGCUGUCCUUCUGAACAUGAGAGUCCAUGGCCGGAUUGCUGGAUGUGGAAUGAUGUCACAGUACAAUCUUGACAAGCCUGAAGGUGUUUAUAAUUUAGCAUCCCUUAUUCAAAAACGUGUCCGUUACGAGGGAUUCUCGGCAGUUGAUUAUUACUCCAAAUAUUCCGAAUUUUUGGAUUUUGUCCUGCCUUACAUUAGAGAAAAGAAGAUAACAUAUGCAGAAGACUUCGUCGAAGGACUCGAGAAGGGCCCUGCAGCUAUUUUAGGGCUUUAUAGCGGUCGAAAUGUUGGAAAACAGAUAGUUGUAGUUUCUCGAGAGUGAUAAUCCCUGGUUUGGUCCAAACAAUGUGUUUUAGUACAUAUUGUUCGUUUGGUUUAGAGUUGUGGUAAUCCCUGUUUCACGUCAUUGCAUGUAUAUGUGCAUGAUUUGCUUGAAAUAAAUAUUUUUUUGAAGUGAUUUGUUUGAAAUAAAUUGUCCCUCUGUAUCUUUCAUUUUUUCAGAAAUAAUAUUCAAUUAUCAA
Molecule: messenger RNA, 1397 nt
Organism: Jatropha curcas
Lineage: Eukaryota; Viridiplantae; Streptophyta; Magnoliopsida; Malpighiales; Euphorbiaceae
Product: 2-alkenal reductase (NADP(+)-dependent)
Molecular function (GO): 2-alkenal reductase [NAD(P)H] activity
Source: RefSeq, a predicted model, not a curated record